Molecule: messenger RNA, 477 nt
Organism: Apiotrichum porosum
Lineage: Eukaryota; Fungi; Basidiomycota; Tremellomycetes; Trichosporonales; Trichosporonaceae
Exons: 1
Coding region: 1-477 (158 amino acids)
Source: RefSeq, a predicted model, not a curated record
AUGCCCUUCGCCAACCGCCCCCAUGCCACUUUUGUUUUCUGCAUCAAUGUCACCACUACGGUCACCACUAGUAUCUCCUCCUCGACGUCCACAGUUUCUCCUUUGACGGAUUCCACGGUGACCACUACUACCCCGCCCAUUACUCCGGCCAUCAUCCGCUCUCCUGUUCGCAAGCGUGCCGCCACGGACCCUGCCGAGAGUCCUCGUGCCUCACCUCGUCGCCACUCUCAGCGCCGUGGUCUCUCCACUCCUCUCCACAUGAACGCUCUCCCCCCCUCGCCGCAAUGGUCCCCCGUCGGUGUCCGCAUGGCCUUUGGCAACUCACGCGCGAUCAACACCGACCAAUCGCCUGGUACCCCCCGUCGCGUCUGCACCGUCCCUACCACAGCCUCGAGGCGCCGCGGGUUCCAGGACGAGAACGCGCCUCCCCCUUCUGUUAUUCGUGGCCGCUCCACUUUCCGCUCUGUUACCUUCUGA